Molecule: messenger RNA, 932 nt
Organism: Pseudomassariella vexata
Lineage: Eukaryota; Fungi; Ascomycota; Sordariomycetes; Amphisphaeriales; Pseudomassariaceae
Exons: 2
Coding region: 359-826 (155 amino acids)
Source: RefSeq, a predicted model, not a curated record
UGCCUGCCAGCUAACGUGGAACAUGGGCCAAGAAACAUACAUUGUGCGCUUCCUCGGCAUCCCAUAGCUCGAACAAGUGGUAAAGCGCCCACUCGACGCACUGAAUGCGCUUCUUCUGUCCACCCGCAGCAUCUUUCACCGAGAAUGUUGCUGGGGUGAUAUCUGGCCAACCUGGAUCGAGAUCGAGGUCGAUAAGACGCAGGUUCGUCAAGAACAGGGAAACAUGGGAAGUUGUGCUCGGAAUCUGUGUGGAAGAGCCGUUGAAAACGAGAUUUUGAGAGGAUGUGGCGGUAGCGGUCAAGGCAGGUUUGGGCGGCACACGUAGGGAUCUCGUGCGUGUGUGCGCAGUACUCGGCUGAUGAAUCGACAUGUCGGCAUGUUCGAAGUUCGAGGGAGUGCGCUCAAGGAUAGAAGCACCUGUCGACACGAAAUCUGCGCAGUAUCGAACCUCGAAUUGAGAUCCGACCUUGGACGACUUCAGAUUCGACGUAGCAGCCUCAGGAUGUUGUUGACUUUCAAGCAUGGGCCAGCCAAUAGGGGACUUGCGUUGAACUGUGAGCACCCCGCUUUGGUGGGGGUCUACGAUGCAACCUUCUUUAAAGUUUCCGAGUCGAUCUUUAAAACGCCUCACUUAAGCUACAGGGCAUGCCUCGGGUGCUUAUGUAGCAAGGGUCAUGACCACAGGUGGAAUUUCAAGCUCGUACCUCCAGGAGUUUUACUUUUGACUUUACCCUCGUUCGGAUUCCCUUAUUGCCGAUACCAUUGUCAAAAUCAAGAUGAUCCCGCAGUUCACUCUGAUCCGCAGCGCAGCGCCCGUCAUCCCUGAGCUCAUGUCUGCACGCGCAGCGGCUCACUUGACUCUUGAGCAUGACGAUCAUCGGUGAGGAUUAGGACAUGGCGGGAAGCUAGCCAUUCUCGGCCCGUCGGUUCUU